CUUCUUUAAUCAUAUCUCAUAAUAUAUAUAAUACUACAUUUUCCACAUGAAGACUAACAUUUUUCCUCUCUCACCUUUGCUAUGGCUUUCUCUUCUUGCCUUUGCCACUAUCAAUUGGCACUCAAGAUUAACCUUCUCACAACGGCUGCUCAACACUCAAAGUCCACAUAUGCUCUAAAAACUGUGAAUACUGAAUUUUAUGGCAUGCAUAUUGGAUGCAAGCUAAGAAGUGAAUGGAGUUUUGCCGGAGGAUCACGAGCCAUUGUCUUACGGAAUCCUAGAAGCUUGAGUCUGCAUCGAAAAAAUUUACCAUUACAAGCUUCAUGGUUUACUAGUCCGCAUUUAGCUGGGGAUGCUUUCACGUUAGGAACUGCUGCUGUUCUUCCAUUUUAUACCCUCAUGGUUGCAGCUCCAAAGGCUGAAUUGACUAAAAAGUGUAUGAGAAGUAGCAUACCAUUUGUUGUGCUUGGGGUUCUAUACUCGUACCUUCUAUAUCUAUCAUGGACACCCGAUACUAUCAGAUAUAUGUUUGCAAGCAAAUACUGGCUGCCAGAGCUUCCUGGAGUGGCUAAGAUGUUUUCUAAUGAGAUGACAUUAGCUUCUGCUUGGAUCCAUUUGUUAGCCGUUGAUCUCUAUGCUGCAAGUUUGGAUUACAUAAAACAGAAGUGUGUAUCAAGACGGGUUGGAGAACGAGAUAGAGAUCCGCCAUUCGGUAUCUCUUUGCCUGUUAUUCUGCCCAAUCGGAAUACUCAUUCAUGCCAUUACGAAGGCCUUCACCAGCGCAUCCAGAAAAUCAAAAACUGAGAUUCACUGAUGUUCAUUUAUUACGCUUUAAAUUUAGCCAAGUGUUGAUGUGUAGACUAAACUUAAACUCUAUGGGUUCUUUUUUUUUAAUGAUUAUGGGUUUUUUGCAUUA
Erigeron canadensis is the source of this 916-nucleotide messenger RNA. Its product is annotated as protein ABA DEFICIENT 4, chloroplastic. The record is from RefSeq and is a predicted model, not a curated record. The coding region runs from base 82 to 804 and encodes 240 amino acids. The transcript has 6 exons. Lineage: Eukaryota; Viridiplantae; Streptophyta; Magnoliopsida; Asterales; Asteraceae.